AUGACAUUCAUGGAUUGUAUGCGCCUACUGACGCUGUGGCAUGUGGCACAACAAACGACAGCAUUUUAUCACAUCGCUCCUGAAAGACCGAUCAGCUUAUCAAUGGAAGCCUGCUCGCACGAACGACGACCGCUCAGCGAUGGCGCAAUGAUUUUUUUCCCAGAAACAGUUCGAUUCUGUGGUUCCUUUUAUACGAACAAACAACGAAGCGAUUAUGACAAAGACGUCAGACGUUGCGCAAAUCUCCAGUCCACCGUGCUCAUUUCAUGGCACGAAACUGAAAGUCAAAACACAUGCGAACUCGAAUACAAGGGAUAUCAGCAAGAGUACCGGAUAUCGCCAGAUUUAGGAUAUUAUAUUGGAUGCCAGAAGGCUAUUUCACAGUACAUAUCACAGUUGGCAGUCAGGGAAGUUUCACCAACGAAUAUUAGCAACGAAAAUUGUCCGUUGAGGAAGUUACCUACAACUUAUGAGGGUUAUGUGGCAUGUGAUUUUGCGCGUGGUAAAUGGUACGAGAUGUUUUUCAAAAGUGCGAUACGCUAUGAAAUUCAUCAUAGAAAAGUUUAUCGGACAUUUUGGUCCAAUUAUUCCAGUACUUUUCUCAUCAGGCCGAAUUUCCUCAUCAAAACAAACGCUACGGAAACGGAGUGGCUGUCAAAGCUAAUUUCGUUGAGAGUCAGACCGAUCUCUCUUCUCAUCCGGUAUCGUAUCCGACAAAGCACUCACGUCCAUUAUGUGAAUCUGGUAUCCAAUCGAACAGUAGAAGGGUGGAUGAUGGAUACAUUUGUUUUGGUUCCAUCACAGGCAAUACACGAGCUGUGCUAUCAGAUGAGCUGGGAGCCGUACGAGCAUCACCUGGAGCACUGUAUCCCAUUUCAAAUCGAUGAAAAAUGCUUGCAGAGAAGCAACGAAGCACACUCGCUCACGCAUAACAAAAUACAGCUUACAACAGCAGCAGCAGCAGCAACAGCGCUAGCCUUUCUGAGCCUCACUGCCUCGCAUUAA
Messenger RNA from Gongylonema pulchrum, 1005 nucleotides. Lineage: Eukaryota; Metazoa; Nematoda; Chromadorea; Rhabditida; Gongylonematidae. The record is from the annotation of a GenBank genome assembly.